Aspergillus homomorphus CBS 101889 is the source of this 636-nucleotide messenger RNA. RefSeq lists its product as uncharacterized. Gene Ontology annotation, cellular component: mitochondrion. The record is from RefSeq and is a predicted model, not a curated record. The transcript has 5 exons. Gene Ontology annotation, biological process: alpha-ketoglutarate transport; mitochondrial citrate transmembrane transport. The coding region runs from base 1 to 636 and encodes 211 amino acids. Lineage: Eukaryota; Fungi; Ascomycota; Eurotiomycetes; Eurotiales; Aspergillaceae. Gene Ontology annotation, molecular function: tricarboxylate secondary active transmembrane transporter activity.
AUGUCUGUUCUCACCAUUGACUCUUUUGCGGGUCGCCUUGAUGCCUCUGAGCAGCGACGACUGAUCCCGUACAGGAAUUUGGCCGUUGGAGCUGUCAUGAAUAUCUUUCAGGUCAUUACAUUGGGCCGGCCUAUGGAAGUGGUCAAGACCCAUCGAGGUCGAAUAUCACGCUCGCACCAAGAUCUAUGCUCCCCAACCGUCUGUGGCAUCCUCGGCGGUAUCAGCGGCGGUGUUGCCCAAGCCUAUCCCACUAUGGGCAUGACGACCUGCAUGAAGACCAUGGAAGCGACGAGGUCCAAGAUUAUUUUCAUGCGCAUUCUUCGAGAGAAAGGUAUCCGGGUGGUGAACAAAAGAGUCAAUGCCGUGGCACUGCGGCAGGACACCGGGUGGUCGUCUCGAAUCGGAAUUUCGCGGUUCGCCGAGGAGACUAUCCGGUCGAUGCUGCAAUCGAUGAAGAAAGACCCGUCACGUCCAGCGUCGCCCAAUGUUGCGUCGACUUUUAGGUAUAUCUUCAAUACAUUGGGGAUUAAAGGGUUGUUCCGCGGGGUGGUGCCCCGGAUAGGAGUCGCCGCUUGGGCGACGAUAUGCAUGGUUGGGUUUGGGGACACGCUGAAGGAGUAUGUCAAUAAAAGGUAA